This is a messenger RNA of Wasmannia auropunctata (little fire ant), 6865 nucleotides long. RefSeq names its product voltage-dependent calcium channel type A subunit alpha-1-like (gene Cac). Lineage: Eukaryota; Metazoa; Arthropoda; Insecta; Hymenoptera; Formicidae. Gene Ontology annotation, cellular component: voltage-gated calcium channel complex; membrane. Gene Ontology annotation, molecular function: calcium ion binding; high voltage-gated calcium channel activity. Gene Ontology annotation, biological process: calcium ion import across plasma membrane; chemical synaptic transmission. The transcript is spliced from 31 exons. Bases 58 to 5883 code for a protein of 1941 amino acids. The record is from RefSeq and is a predicted model, not a curated record.
GUUGCCCUCGGCUUCGUCCUCCACCGCGGCUCCUACCUGCGUAACAUCUGGAACAUCAUGGACUUCUUCGUCGUGGUGACCGGGAUCAUCACGACGUUCUCGGCAGGCAUGCACGUGGAUAUGGAUCUGCGCACGUUGCGUGCGAUACGCGUGUUGCGACCGCUCAAACUUGUCUCCGGCAUACCGAGUCUUCAGGUGGUGCUCAAGUCUAUCAUCAAGGCGAUGGCCCCGCUUCUGCAGAUCGGCUUGCUGGUACUCUUCGCCAUCGUGAUAUUCGCCAUCAUCGGCCUCGAGUUUUAUUCGGGAACCCUGCAUAAAACGUGUUACAGUAUAGAGGACAUCAAUAUAAUCAUAAAGGAUGGCGAGCAGCCGAGCCCGUGUAGCUCCGCGGACAACAAAGAUGAUGCCCCGCCCGGGGCCUACGUGUGCAACGCGAGCAUCUCGACGUGCUUGGAACUCUGGGAGGGACCAAACUCGGGCAUCACCAGCUUCGAUAACAUCGGAUUCGCCAUGCUCACUGUCUUCCAGUGUAUCACUAUGGAGGGUUGGACUUCCAUAUUGUACUGGACAAACGACGCUCUUGGCAGCGCGUACAACUGGAUUUACUUUAUACCGUUGAUCGUCCUUGGAUCAUUCUUCAUGCUGAACUUAGUUCUUGGUGUCUUGAGCGGAGAAUUUGCGAAGGAGAGAGAGAAGGUGGAGAACCGGCAGUCCUUCCUGAAGUUGCGAAGACAGCAGCAGCUUGAGCGUGAACUGAAUUGUUACCUCAAUUGGAUCUGCAAAGCAGAGGAGGUGAUACUCGCCGAAGAGAGGACCACGGAAGAGGAGAAAAUGCACAUAUUAGAAGCGAGAAGAAGAGCAGCGGCAAAGAAGAGGAAACUGAAAAAUCUCGGCAAGAGCAAAAGCACCGACACGGAGGAGGAGGAGGGCGAGGACGGCGAGGACGAUGGGUUCUCGAGAGCCUCCUACUUCAAGUCGAAGGUGAAGAAGCAGGGCAUGUGCCUACAGUUCUGGCGGGCCGAGAAAAGAUUCAGGUUUUGGAUACGCAAUUCCGUCAAGUCGCAGCAGUUCUACUGGUUCGUCAUCGUUCUUGUGUUCUUCAACACCAUCUGCGUGGCCGUCGAGCAUUACGGUCAGCCACCAUGGCUCACGUCUUUUCUCUACUACGCAGAGUUUGUGUUCCUGGGCCUCUUCAUGAUGGAGAUGUUCAUAAAAGUUUACGCGCUCGGCCCUCGCACAUACUUCGAAUCGAGCUUCAAUCGCUUCGACUGCAUCGUCAUCUCGGGCUCGAUCUUCGAGGUGAUCUGGUCCGCGUUGAAGUCCGGCUCUUUCGGCCUCUCCGUCCUACGUGCCCUUAGACUCCUGAGAAUUUUUAAGGUCACCAAAUACUGGAAGAGCCUGAGGAACCUCGUGAUAUCGCUGCUAAGCUCGAUGCGCAGCAUCAUUUCCCUUCUCUUCCUGCUCUUCCUGUUCAUCCUCAUAUUUGCGCUGCUCGGUAUGCAGCUGUUCGGCGGCCAAUUCAACUUCAAAGAUGGCACGCCGCCCACUAAUUUCAACACCUUUCCCAUCGCACUACUCACUGUCUUCCAAAUCCUGACUGGAGAAGACUGGAAUGAAGUGAUGUACAAGGGUAUCGAGUCGCAGGGCAUGGCUCAUUCGCUCUAUUUCAUCGUGCUGGUGCUCUUUGGCAACUACACCCUGCUGAACGUCUUCUUGGCUAUCGCCGUCGACAAUCUCGCGAACGCGCAAGAGCUGAGCGCCGCCGAGGAGGAGCAGAAGGAGGAGGACAAGGAGAAACAGAUGCAGGAGCUCGAGAAGGAGAUCGAGUCGCUGCAGAGGCACGGAGACGGUGGCGCACCGAGAGUGGAAAUCUGCCCUCCAAGUCCAACGCAGAAUUUAUUAAGAAAUGUAAAACGCAAUAUCGACGGAGAGGCACAAUGUGGACAACGACCUCUCGUCUUUUCCAGCAGAGACGGAAGAAUUGAAACUCAGACGUCCGAAGAGAGGAGGCAGGAUGAAAACGACGACACGGGACCAAAACCAAUGCUGCCAUACUCCUCCAUGUUUAUAUUGUCCCCUACGAAUCCCAUAAGAAGAGCCGCCCACUGGGUCGUGAACCUUCGGUACUUCGACUUCUUUAUAAUGGUGGUGAUAUCGUUGUCGAGUAUCGCGCUCGCUGCCGAGGAUCCCGUUACGGAGAGCGCGCCGAGAAACAAGAUCCUCAAUUACUUCGAUUACGCGUUCACCUGCGUCUUCACCAUCGAGAUGCUGCUGAAGAUCAUCGACCUUGGUGUCAUACUGCACCCGGGCUCGUAUCUGCGCGAGUUCUGGAACAUGAUGGACGCGGCCGUAGUGAUAUGCGCCAUGGUGUCGUUCGCCUUUGAAAUGUCCGGCAGCCAGGCCGGCCAGAACCUCUCGACCAUCAAGUCGCUGCGUGUGCUGCGAGUGCUCAGGCCGCUUAAGACAAUAAAGCGCGUGCCGAAGCUCAAGGCGGUGUUCGACUGCGUGGUGAACAGUCUCAAGAAUGUCAUUAACAUUCUCAUAGUGUACAUAUUGUUCCAAUUCAUAUUCGCUGUGAUCGCGGUACAGUUGUUCAACGGCAAAUUCUUCCACUGCACCGACGAGAGCAAGUAUACGGAAACGGAUUGCCACGGUCAAUUCUUCGUUUUUGAGGAGGGUAAUUUGCUACCGGAUCUCAAGGAUCGGGAAUGGAAAUCCCAGUCCUUUCAUUACGACAACGUGAUGGUGGCCAUGCUGACGCUGUUCGCCGUCCAGACCGGCGAAGGCUGGCCGCAGAUCUUGCAGAACUCGAUGGCGGCCACAUACGAGGAGAAGGGCCCCAUCCAGAACUUUCGUAUCGAAAUGUCCAUUUUCUACAUCGUCUACUUCAUCGUCUUUCCAUUCUUCUUCGUCAACAUCUUCGUGGCCUUGAUCAUCAUUACGUUCCAGGAGCAGGGAGAAGCUGAACUGCAGGACGGUGAAAUCGAUAAGAAUCAGAAAUCAUGUAUAGAUUUUACAAUACAAGCUCGUCCGUUCGAGAGGUAUAUGCCGAAGGAGCGGAAUAGCAUUAAGUACAAAAUCUGGAAGAUAGUCGUAUCUACGCUAUUCGAAUAUUGCGUCAUGACGCUCAUCGUAUUGAACACAUUAUUGCUUAUGAUGAAGUACCAUGACCAAAAGGAAUCGUACAAGAACACGCUGAAGUACAUGAACAUGUGCUUCACGGGGAUGUUCACUAUCGAGUGCAUAAUGAAGAUCGCAGCAUUCGGCGUGAAGAACUUCUUCAAGGAUGCUUGGAAUAUCUUCGAUUUCAUCACGGUGAUCGGCAGCAUUGUGGACGCUCUCGUGGUCGAAUUCGGGGGCCGGAUUACAAAAUGGUAUCGAGAGGUUUUCGCGUCCAGUGAAAGUGGCCCGCACAAAGUGAAGGAGAACUUCAUCAACGUCGGCUUUCUGAGGCUCUUUCGCGCCGCCAGGCUGAUCAAACUGCUCAGGCAGGGGUACACGAUACGAAUUUUACUCUGGACCUUCGUACAAUCCUUUAAAGCUCUGCCUUACGUUUGUCUCCUCAUAGCGAUGCUGUUCUUCAUCUACGCUAUCAUCGGUAUGCAGGUAUUCGGUAACAUCGUGCUGGACGCUGAUACUUCUAUUACCAAGCACAACAAUUUCCAAAGCUUCAUACAAGGUCUGAUGCUGCUUUUUCGGUGUGCCACGGGAGAGGCCUGGCCGAACAUCAUGCUGGCGUGCGUAAAGGGCCGUCAAUGCGACCCGAAGGCCGAGAAGUCCUUGGAGGAGCAGAAUGAUUGCGGCUCCAACAUCGCCUACGCCUACUUCGUGUCGUUCAUCUUCUUCUGCUCGUUCCUCAUGCUGAAUCUCUUCGUCGCCGUCAUCAUGGACAACUUCGAUUACCUCACGCGGGACUCGUCGAUCCUGGGCGCGCAUCAUCUCGACGAGUUCGUGCGGAUCUGGGCCGAGUACGAUCCGAACGCCACCGGCAAGAUCCACUACACGGAGAUGUACGACAUGCUGAAGAACAUGGACCCGCCGUUGGGAUUUGGCAACAAGUGCCCGAAUCGGCUCGCGUACAAGAAGCUCAUCAGGAUGAACAUGCCGGUGGACGGUGACGGGAAGGUGAACUUCACGACCACGCUGUUUGCCCUCAUUCGCGAGAAUCUCAGCAUAAAAAUGCGAUGCGCCGACGAAAUGAAUCAAGCCAAUGAUGAGCUGCGGGACACGAUCAGGAGUAUCUGGCCUUUACAAGCGAAAAAGAUGUUGGACCUUUUGAUACCUAGGAAUGAAGAAUUGGGCAGAGACAAGCUCACCGUGGGUAAGAUAUACGUCUGCCUUCUGAUACUCGAAAGUUGGAGGUCAACGAAGUUUGGUCAGAUAAAGUCUGCCGAACAGAGCGAUAACGAUCUUAUCGAUAACGAUAAUGCUGGGCAAAGUCCUGCAGCCCAGGCGCCAUCGGCCUUCUUCAACUGCCUGCUGGACAUGGCGGCGGUAAAUCACACCGGAAAUAAUCACGGAGCCGGAAGUAGGGCGAACAGCCUCGAACCGGUGAUGCGACCGGCCGUGGACACGAAGCACGAACGACUCAGAGAACACACGGAUGAGGAGGACGGGGCCCUAGGCAUCCUCGCAGCCGCCGAGCACAGACGUCAGCGUAGCAUCAGAAACAAAAAGGUGAACUGGAAGAUGUCUCGCCAGUACGAUAUACUAGGCAGCAGCGGAGAGAGUAGCCAGGGAGGGGGUGGGUCUGGGGUUGUAGUUAAUGGCGAGGAUCGCGCCCCCGAACUAGAGCCAUUGCUGGCCGAGAUGCCCUCCCAGCGGGAUGAUCAAAACAACUACUACCACGACCAUCACCAUCACGAUCAAUACUACUACGAUACCGACAAUGAUCAAUACUAUGACCAUCACCAAUACUACCACCACCACCAUCACCAUCAUCAUGACCACCGACCACCCUCGUACUACCAACACCAGAACACCUACGCACCUCGCUCCUCGAUCCGUUACCACAAGGAUCUGCAAGACGUCAUACCGUCCGACUCGCGUGCCGGUAGCCUCGAGAGCCUCACUGGUGACAGAGUCCUUCGUCCGCAUCAUCCCUCGGCGCUUCUCUCUAGACGUUCACGAUCACCAAGUAUAAGAAGACACUCGCCAAUAAUGCCUAGAUCGCCAUCGCCAAGGCGACACAGCCGGUACGACCACGGUCAUUACCAAGACGGACCAGGGUUUAGCGACACCGUUAGCAACGUCGUCGAGAUACAAAGGCACACUCAUCAUCCCCACUCGUCACAAUAUAAUCAUCGGCAUAGGAUACGAGGUCCAUGGAGCGCGUCGACGAGUCCGGCCAGGUCGCCGAGCCCGGUUCAUAGGAUCGAGCGCGGUGGUCAUUACGGCACGACGAGUCUGGAGCAACGCUCGAGGAGCCCGAGCCCGGGCGGCGGUCGCCCGCAUCAUCACCAUCGCCAUCAUCCGCAUCAACACAGCUACCCGGUGCUGGUCGCGAGGAGAGGCCAGGGUCGCCGGUUGCCGCCGACGCCAAACAAGCCGUCGACCCUGCAGCUGAAGCCGACCAACAUCAAUUUCCCCAAGCUGAACGCAUCGCCUACCCACGGACCGCACGUCAUGGCACCCAGCGGACUGACCCACGUGCCAGUGGCAGGGGGACCCGUAUCUGGCCAUGUGCAUCCGCACCCGCCGUCGCACGUGCCAUCCUCCGUGCAGCCGAGUCAUCAUCCGUUAAGCUUCGAGCAGGCUGUUGCGAUGGGCCGCGGCGGUCGUCUGCUGCCCAGCCCGGUGCCCAACGGUUACAAGCCACAACCACAGUCCAAGAGAGCGUCUAGGUCGAGGCACUCGGACAGUGACGAGGACGAUUGGUGCUAGCCAAAGUGGGACCCUGGACGGUGGUCCGGUGACGUGGACGCCCCCAGGCGUCUCAGGGUUUGCGCGUGAUAGUCGUCCACGUGGGACGCGCGUUGAUUUCGAUGUGAAGGUAAACCGAAAGUGCCGCGGUCGACGAGCCCCGAAGCUCCAGAUUUCGACCGGCCGAAGAACGGCUUCAUGAAGGAGUUGUUCCAGUCACGGCAUCGCGGCGACCGUAGGACGUCGUGAGAGAGAGAGAGAGAGAGAGAGAGAGAGAGAGAGAGAGAAGUCGAAAAACGGAGAAAACAGAUUCCAGGCGGACGAUAUUCGGAGCGAUCUCCGAAAGGCUGAACAGCGGCGACCGAACAGGGUCAGCAAAAAUACACCAUAGAGAAAUUGAUUUCUCGCGAAACGCACAGGAGAAAUCGAACUAUCAUUCACACGUUGACGUCGCACGAAUCCGCGAACGAGGAGGAGUGCGCGGUUCUACGAAUCGAUCGAGGUGCAAUCAAACGGCCGAGCUCGGUGAAUCUCGAAGAUUCGAUCUUGGAGUCUGGAGGACCGGGUCAGAAGAAUCGGGGACGAUCGCCCAAACGCGAUCGUCCGGAGAUCCGAGGGGAAUUCGUUCGAAAGAUGAAUUCCAUUCGCUGUAUAGUCGCAGACGGUCUACAUUGGCGCGAACGACGCACGGAACGAAGCGAAGAUGAAUCUCUCGAGAUCGCGAGCGACGACUACGUCGAGAGACAAGGUGGUAGGUUGCAGUGAAACUCGUCGUCGUGCGCGACAGUGAUUGAAUAAUUUGAGCGGACGUUCCGGGAGAGCUCGAAAAUCCUCCGAUAUUAUACGCAAGUUAAUAUUUCAAUCUUACUCCUCGGCCCGAUCGAGCGGAGAUCGUCUCGAGGACUUACUUUUUAUACGAUUUUCCGGAGGAGGGACUCAUCGAACGCCCGAAUUGCGCUGUGAUCACCACGAAACGUUCUCUUACGUGCGUGUGUAUUUAUGU